CGCACCUCCAACCUGACUCCCGUUGUUUCAUUUGCGCCAUUUUGUCGGCUCACUGUUGUUGAUUGGGCUUUAGCGAGCUGUACUGGAGCCAAUCAGAGGGGAACCGGACAGCGAAGACACGUGAGGGUUGUGUCUAUAUCAAGUCAUGGAACAGUACACCACUGCCACUACGACAGCUGGGGAGCAGAUCGUGGUGCAGACAGCUAAUGGACAAAUCCAGCAACAGACACAGGGCACAGUGACGGCUGUGCAGCUGCAAACAGAGUCGCCAGUGAUGACGGCCUCAGGCCAGCAGGUGCAGACACUCCAGGUAGUCCAGGGGCAGCCGCUGAUGGUCCAGGUCAGCGGUGGGCAACUCAUCACAUCAUCAGGCCAACCCAUUAUGGUGCAGGCCAUGUCGGGGGGCCAAGGUCAAACCAUAAUGCAGGUCCCUGUGUCUGGAGCCCAAGGACUACAGCAGAUACAGUUAGUGCAGCCGGGGCAGAUCCAGUUACAGGGCGGUCAGACCCUCCACCUGCAGGGCCAGCAGGGUCAGCCUCAGCAGAUUAUUAUCCAGCAGCCCCAGGCAGCCAUCACCGCUGGACAAAACCAGGGGCAGCAGAUCAGUGUGCAAGGCCAACAGGUGGCCCAAACAGCUGAUGGACAGACCAUUGUCUACCAGCCUGUCAACGCAGACGGCACAGUACUACAGCAGGGAAUGAUCACAAUACCAGCAGCCAGCUUGGCAGGUGCCCAAAUUGUACAGGCAGGGGGUGCCAACACAAACACCACCAACAGCAGUCAAGGCACUGUGACCGUCACCCUGCCAGUCUCUGGCAACAUGGUCAAUGCAGGUGGAAUGGUCAUGAUGGUGCCUGGAGGUGGUGGAGUACCCACAAUGCAGCGUAUCCCCCUACCAGGAGCUGAGAUGCUUGAAGAGGAGCCUUUGUAUGUCAAUGCCAAGCAAUACCACCGCAUCUUGAAGAGAAGACAAGCCCGGGCCAAGCUGGAGGCUGAGGGCAAAAUCCCUAAAGAAAGGAGGAAAUACCUACAUGAGUCCCGUCAUCGUCAUGCCAUGCAACGAAAACGAGGAGAUGGAGGACGUUUCUUUUCGCCGAAGGACAAGGAUGACAUGUCUUUGACCCUAUCACAGCAACAGGACGUAGGCCAUGGGCCGGCAGACGAGACAGUGGCUCAGAUGAUCAGAGUCUCAUAGCACCGUCAUUUUCGGUGAAACUUCUUCUGUGAACUUCACCCAGUCUGAGACUCUUUGCUCCAGCUGAACCCAUCUGUCAAACCUUCUCCUUUCAUUUGUGCUGCCUCAUGCCCUGCCCCGUACGCCAGAUCACAGUGCCACCACUGGAAUUAUUUUGACAGCUCUUCAUUCCUGCCCUGGUCUUCCAGACACCUGUCUAUGUGGUGUGCCUGUGGUGUUCUUGUCUGACAUUUCCACAUAAGCACUUCAAACUGGCUUUCUGUUUUUUGUUGUCCAAGCUGUGUGAAGCGGGGAGGGCGGGGCAGUCACACAGAGGAAGUGGCAGCUGUGAAGCCAUACUCAAAAAGACCCUGAGAAAUUGUCACCAGUGGAGAUUUGUUGGUUUAAAUACUUUUGGCAAGUAGGGUUUUUUCCUUUCUUGGUUGAAUUUCAGUGUUAGUUGACAUUGUGGCAUCAAAAUGUAGUUUGAAAUGCUUGUGUCCCAUAUAUAUUUUAUGUGGUGUCCUUAAUUUUGAAAUGACUUUUUUUUUUUUUUAUGCUCAUGAACCAGAGGAACGUUGUUAAAUUGUAUGUCCACUGUACAAAGUCUUCACAAACAUGAAGAUAUUGUACUUAUUUUUUCUUUUUCUUUCCCGGUGAGUGCCUGUUUCUGUGGUUGGACACUUGUGAUAUGUAAUGUUUACAGAAAAAUGUCAGACUAGUUGCAUAAAUGUACACAUUUCUGUCUACAUAAUAAUUAUGGCUUUUUUUUUUCUUUUUCUUUUUUAAGCUGCUUAAAUACUAUCUUGUAAUUGCCCACCCCUUUCCCAUAAUGAAAACAAGGUUGAACAUUGAUUUGGUUACAGUUAAUAAAAUUUUAUGGAGUGA
Thalassophryne amazonica is the source of this 2062-nucleotide messenger RNA. It is a transcript of the gene nfyal, whose product is annotated as nuclear transcription factor Y, alpha, like. The record is from RefSeq and is a predicted model, not a curated record. Gene Ontology annotation, molecular function: DNA-binding transcription factor activity, RNA polymerase II-specific; RNA polymerase II cis-regulatory region sequence-specific DNA binding. Gene Ontology annotation, cellular component: CCAAT-binding factor complex. The coding region runs from base 146 to 1195 and encodes 349 amino acids. NCBI's taxonomy places the organism in Eukaryota, Metazoa, Chordata, Actinopteri, Batrachoidiformes, Batrachoididae. The transcript has 10 exons. Gene Ontology annotation, biological process: regulation of transcription by RNA polymerase II.